Molecule: messenger RNA, 630 nt
Organism: Racocetra persica
Lineage: Eukaryota; Fungi; Glomeromycota; Glomeromycetes; Diversisporales; Gigasporaceae
Source: the annotation of a GenBank genome assembly
AUGGCCACAGAACAUCAACGUCCACAAUUCGUAGGUGUAGAUAUUGCACCACUCUACCCUUCCGAAAUUCAUCCAACCAAUGUAAAAUUCCGUCAAGCAAAUGUUCUUAGUGGUUUACCAUUUGAAGAUGAAACUUUUGAUUUUGUUUAUAUGAGAUUCAUGACUUUUGCUUUCACAAUUAAUGAUUGGGAACGUGCUUUAAAAGAAAUUUUAAGAGUUACAAAAAAAGGUGGUUAUAUUGAAUUAAUGGAAACUGACUUUAAAUGGUACAAUGAAGGUCCAUUUAAUAAAUCUUCAAUUGGUGAUUUCCUACGCACUCAAAGAAACAUGGAAGUUGUUGUAUCCCCUCUUAUCACAAAACUUCUUACUAGCCUCUGCACCUCUGAAAUAAAUCACAACGAAAGAAAAAUAGCAAUUGGCGAAUGGGGUGGCAAACUUGGAAAAUUAUAUCAAGAAUUAUAUGGUUGGGCUUCUAGAAAUCUUAGAAGAGUUAUAUCCGAUAUUGGUUUCAACGAAAAAGAAUGGGAUGAUACUGUUGAAAUUUGUUUAAAACAGUUGAACGAACAACGUGCUUAUGAUAUGAUUCAUAGACUCUGGAUUGUAAAACCUUCAGGGAAUGAUGAUGAAUAA